CACAAAACUACUUCUCCGACGUCAGAGCCAGAGCAACUGAAACUGUUUGGGAUCAUUCAUUUUGUUUCAUCUUUUCACCUGAAAGAUAGAUCGCUUACUCUGAUUGCUUGUUAAAGAUGGGAAUUUACCUCAGCGCCCCGAAAACAGAUAAGGCUUCUGAUGAUGGUGAGAAUGACAGGCUUCGCUACGGUUUGUCUUCCAUGCAGGGUUGGCGUGCUACCAUGGAAGAUGCUCAUGCAGCCCAUCUAAAUUUGGACGAAUCAACAUCUUUCUUUGGUGUUUAUGACGGCCAUGGAGGUAAAGCUGUUGCUAAAUUUUGUGCCAAAUAUCUGCACCGACAGGUGCUUAAGAAUGAAGCUUAUGUAGCUGGAGAUAUAGGCACAUCUUUGCAGAAAACUUUUCUCAGAAUGGAUGAGAUGAUGCGUGGACAAAGAGGGUGGAGAGAGUUAGCUGUCUUGGGAGAUAAUAUAGAAAAGUUGUCUGGUAUGCUAGAGGGCUUUAUAUGGUCUCCAAGGGGCGGUGACGGCAAUGACCAUUCUGAUGACUGGGUUCUUGAGGAGGGACCGCAUUCUGAUUUUACGGGACCAAGCUCUGGAUGCACAGCUUGUGUGGCAGUCAUUCAAGGCAACCAACUUGUAGUUGCAAAUGCUGGUGAUUCUCGCUGUGUAAUAUCAAGGAAGGGCCAGGCCCAUAAUUUAUCUAAAGACCACAAGCCUGACCUUGAAGUUGAGAGAGAUAGGAUUCUAAAAGCUGGUGGUUUCAUACAAGUUGGGCGAGUUAAUGGAAGUCUAAACUUGGCCAGAGCAAUUGGAGACAUGGAAUUUAAGCAAAACAAGUUUUUGCCUGCUGAAAAGCAGAUUGUCACUGCUGAUCCGGAUAUUACUUCUGUUGAGCUUUGCGAUGAUGAUGAGUUUCUUGUGAUAGCGUGUGAUGGGAUAUGGGAUUGCAUGUCAAGCCAACAGCUUGUGGAUUUUAUACAUUUACAGCUGCAGACGGAGAAUAAACUCUCUGCAGUUUGCGAGAAAGUAUUUGAUCGGUGCUUAUCGCCUACGGCUGGUGGCGAAGGAUGUGACAACAUGACCAUGAUCUUGGUUCAGUUCAAGCCUUCGAGUCCAGAUGACCCGGUUACAGACAACCCUCCAUCAUCUGCUCAACUAUGCAAGGCUGAUGAGAGUCUAAAUCAACCAUCUAAUGGUGAAAGAAGUUUAGACCAACCAAUCUAGCUCAACCGUCCAAGCCUGAUAAAAGGUUUAUCAGAAUCUAAGUGGAAAAGAAAUCUAGGCCUGAGUCAGGCCGGAUAGCCAUUAAUCUGUUGAAGCAACCACUAGAAGGAAGAGGAAUCAUUUCAUAUCUAGAAAUCAUGAUGUCGAUUCUCAAGAGCGAAUUGUAUGUUCUAAAGUUCUGCUUUUGUACAUAAGCUUGGAUAUUCAGGAUACUGAAAUGGAAAAAUGAUUCAGCGGGCAUGACCGUGAGCAGUUUCACGGAUGAUUAAUCACUUUAGGGGUCAUUAAUCUGUGUCGUUUUUUUUUUUUUUCUUUU
This is a messenger RNA of Neltuma alba, 1539 nucleotides long. RefSeq names its product probable protein phosphatase 2C 21. The coding region runs from base 117 to 1223 and encodes 368 amino acids. Gene Ontology annotation, biological process: protein dephosphorylation. Lineage: Eukaryota; Viridiplantae; Streptophyta; Magnoliopsida; Fabales; Fabaceae. Gene Ontology annotation, molecular function: protein serine/threonine phosphatase activity; cation binding. The transcript is spliced from 12 exons. The record is from RefSeq and is a predicted model, not a curated record.